CACCCAAUCUGUCAACCCUUGAAAGGAAAAAAAAAACAAAAAAUGUCAUUUCUCAUCUCAUCCAAAUUCCAGCUAUGAACCGUAAUUUGCCCCAUUACAAGAUCCUCGUGCACGAGAACACCAUAAACAUCCUCACCAAAUACACCUUCCAACUGAGAAAUGGUCUCCAAGGGACUGCUCCCGUCCAGAAUAGAGAGGGACGUCGUCAUCCGGACCCUAUCCUGGAAACUUGGAGUUUACAACAGAAGGAUUUCGGGAAGAGUUUCCAAGAACCAGUGCAGAAAUUUUAGUAAGCAAUCAAAGGCACCACCCCCGGUACUGGUUGAAUGCAAACUACCUGACCCAAACGACUGUAAACCCCCCGAAGACGUGUCCCUAGGGAGAAAAAACAAACAACCGGAGACAAUCCCUUGUUAUCCCGAAUGUAGAAAAGGAACGGCUCAUUUACCUGUGAGAGGUUGUCUACCGUGGGAACGGGGUGUGGAAUUAUGCCCCGGAAAACAACCGGCAAGGAAACUGGAAAGUGAAACGUGCGAACAUUUAUGUGAGCCCUAUGCGGGUCAAGGGUUUAUAAACCGGUUUAGAGCGUCCAAAUGCGAACUGAGACGCUUCCAGAAAUGUUUGGCGAAAACUGGAGAUCCUGCCAAAUGUAUGGAUCUGGCACCCGUUUUGGGAUUAUCACGGAAAGUUUAUCCGAUGAUGCACGCGAUGCAGAAGAAGGGAAUACCCGGGGGGGCGGUCACCUUGUCACACUUUCCCCAUAUGUCAAAACCGAAAAGUGAUGAAGACGACUGUUGAAUUAUUCGUUUAUUUUUUGUGAAUUAAAAGUUGGAAUUUUU
This is a messenger RNA of Anthonomus grandis grandis, 839 nucleotides long. RefSeq lists its product as uncharacterized. The record is from RefSeq and is a predicted model, not a curated record. NCBI's taxonomy places the organism in Eukaryota, Metazoa, Arthropoda, Insecta, Coleoptera, Curculionidae. The transcript has 4 exons. The coding region runs from base 160 to 798 and encodes 212 amino acids.